UAUAUGUUUAAGAGCAGAUUUACUAAAAGGAUCAUUUAUUAUGGCUACUGCAUCGAGUAUAGUUCCAACGGAAGGGAAAGCCAGCUGUUUACGGCUCCUGGCUCUUACCUUCGACGGUGGGACGAUGGUUCUGAGGCACGUGUUUGAUCAAAACAUUGCUCCAAGUGAUUUACAAAAUACGCUAAACGAUCCAAACAUACGACAGAAAUUAAACGAUCUCAUUAAAAGGGGAAUAAUUACAACGAAACAACGAGAUGUCCUCUUUCCACAGACAGGUCAGGCCAGUUCAGAGGAGUUUGAUGUGACAUUGUUAACGUGCUUGCUAAGGUACAUAUCCGGCCUUGAUGAGCAGUCACAGUGGUGGGGGAAUCGCAUACCUCCCUCGUUUGAAACGUCAACAGAAGCCGAUAUCAACAGACUUAAACGAUUAAGAAAUGAGUUAUGCCAUUUGACCUCGCUCUGUCUUAAGAAAGAAGAUUUCGAGAACAAAUGGACGGAAACGGAACAGGUAUUGCUCCGUUUGGGUACUGGAAUACCGCAUCUGUCUGAAAACAUUCAAAGGCUAAAGGAAGACAAUAUAGAUCCAGAAAGAGAAAAGCUUUAUGAGGAUAAAAUGAAGGAAGUUAAAGAAAUGAAUUCAAUGCUUCAUGAGGACAUGACUGAAAUGCAGACUUCAAUUAAAGAUAUUAAUGAGGAACUAACCGAGGUGAAAGAGACAGUAAAUAAACGCUCCGAUGAAAUAACUGAUAUAAUGAGACGACAGGACGUUCGAAAUUCACUUAGCACAUUUGAAUCAACAUUGAAACAAGCGGUACAAGACUUGCAGCAACAAAAGAAUCAGCAUUUAGAUAUACGUCAUAUUCUGAAUACCAUAGGAACAGACGUAGGUGAGAAUACAAAAAUGUCGUCUGAAUUGGAAAGCCUAGUUUCAAUGUCUAAACUCCAUUUAGAAGAUUUUAGCCAAGAUAAUGAAUAUAUUGUUACAACAAUCCACGAAACUGCAAGACAAAUGUUGGACGCAUCUGGUUGUCUCGUUCUAAGCGGGUUUCCAGGCGAAGGUAAAACCUACAUGGCCUCAAAAUUGAUAUCUGAAACAGUUCAGCCAGAUCGAUGUCUGAAAUUACGGGACUGGUCGGACUGGAAACACGUAGAUUUAAGUAAGAAUUUGUUUGAUACGAUAUUCAUUGAUGACAUGUUUGGUGCUGGCAUCUUAGACGAUAAAUUACUGAAGGGAUGGUCGCUGGUAAUACCCGACAUAGAAAAAGCACUGCAGAAGAAAAAGGUUAAGGUUAUCAUCACAAGUCGGCAUUACAUCCUGGAGGAAGCAAAAGAAACACUAUCCCACUUCAGCUUAUUCAAAAAAGAAAAUAUGGUAGUACUAUCAUCCUGUUAUCUAACGGAAGCAGAAAAAACAAAAAUGCUUGAGGCUCAUCUCAGAAAUACAAGCAAACACUUCGACAUUAGACUGAUAAAAAAGUGCAUUAUUUCCUAUAAUGUUACAUUUGAGCAAUUGCAGAUUAGAUAUCGAGAAAACGUUGAAAAUAUGAGUUCGCUUCAGGAGUUAGAUAAGAAAAUACCAUUCUUCGAACUCGAGAGAAUUCCAGUUAUGAUAGGGUUUCCGGAGACUGCUAGUCUAUUUUCUAGGAAUGACCAGUUGUUUCAACAAAACUCAGAUUUCUUUAGGAAGCCAGUCACUUUUUUUAAGUCAUGCAUGGAAGAUCUAUUCCGAAAACGCAAACAUUUCCUUGCUUUAAUUCUGAUAUGGGCUAGACCUGAACAUGCAUUAAAGAAAACAGAUUUGGAACCUCCAGAUAUAUCUGAUGAAAUUGAAAGAACAGCAGAGUACUUUGACUUUAAACUAAAAGGAAAAACAAAAGCGAUUUUACGAAAGUCAUUGAAAUACCAUGAAGGCGGAUUUCUUCGAUUCAAUCCAAAAACUGGUGUUUAUACAUUUUGUCACAACAUUGUGAGAGAUAUGGUAGGAGUUGUCGCUAGCCAAGAAUAUCCACAUGCAGCACUCGAAUUUGCAAGUGAAGAAUUUGUUAUGCAAUAUGUUACAACAGAUCAAAUGCAAAAUGACGGUUUACACGUCUUUAUUGAGGAGUUCAGAUUCACACAACUGAGACAAACUAUGUGCAAAUUAUUAGCAAAAGAGGCAGUUGCUUUGUUCGACUUCAGCAGCUUUUCCUUUGUAAAGGAUCCAGACGAUGGAGACGAGUCAAGACUUUUCAGAAACAAAAAGAUGAAUGCUUCUGUCGUAAAACAUGAUUGUUUCAAAAAUGACACAUUCGUGGAAACGUUUGUUUCAAGUCAGGAAGGUAAAGAUAUCUUGUCGAGAACUGUGGUUACUUUUGAUGGACAAUUUGGCCAAUAUGGGAUUCAUUUUGGAGAUAAACAGAUCCACAUAACUCUUCCGUCAUAUGCGUUAUGUUACAAAAACUCCACGAUACUCAAAAAGUUCCUGACACAUUUAUUCGAAUCAGCAGUACCUGACAAAAAAGAAUUUCUGAACAUCACGAUGUUGAUUGCCGUACAUCAAGGAAUGAGCGAUGUUGUUCAAUUGUUACUGAAAUAUGGAAUCGCAGUAAAUGAAGACGCAAUAUAUAUAGCUGCUGUCAAUCAACAUAUUGACUUGUUGUCGUUUCUAUUAGAAAAUCGUGCUGAAAAUUACGAAAAACAUUCAAAUAUCAUUAAUAGAAACAGUCCAUUAAUGGCUGUUGCGAAAAGGGGGUUCAUUCCGUCAGUAAAGUGCUUAGUUGAUCAUGGCGUUGAAGUCAAUUACAGAAACAUUAAAGAUGUUUCAGCACUUGAAAAAGCUAUAAUCUACAACCAAACAGAAGUCUGUGAGCUCUUGAUAAAUAAUGGAGCUAAUAUAAAUAUAAGGUCUACGAAAUUCAAACGAACACCUCUGCAUAUAGCUGCAGAUAUCGGUGUCAGAGCAAUCACCGAAUUAUUACUUCAACACGGAGCACAAUGCCAUGUAAAGGACUACCGUGGACAUUAUCCAAUUCACUGUGCGGCUAUACGUAGUAAAAACGAAACUGUAGAUAUUUUGCUGAAAACAGAAGACAAGUAUCAGUCAUCUCUUUGGCUUAAAUCGUUCGGCACAAGAUCUACAAUCAAAGGCAUGGACCUGUUUCAUAUUGCAGUAUGGAAGAACAAUACAGGUUUGAUAGACAUACUUCUGAACCACCAUAGGAAUCCUAACGUAACGGACUUUUAUGGCAGAACACCAUUAUAUCGGGCUGCAUUCGAUGGUAAAAUAGAAAUUGUUGAUAAACUUAUUGAUGUAUCGAAUGUUCUCAAAGCAGAGAAAAAUGGCUAUACACCGUUGCAUGCUGCAAUACAUCGUGGACAUACAGACAUAGCAAAACUUUUGUGCUCAUUCGCAGACAUCAACGUCCAAGACAAAUAUGGAAAAACACCUUUACAUACUGCCUGUGAACAAGUUGAUUUAACCAUGUUUAGAACUCUCCUGGAGGACUUUAAUGCGGAUGUUCGUAUGCUUACGAACAAGGGACUCACAGUUUUUGACAUUUUGAAGAAGAUUGAUACGUCUAUUGGUUUAUCAAUAUGGCCAAUGUUUUUCAGAAAAAAUGCAAAUUCUGAUCAUAAAGAAGACGACGAAUGCGUGGAGCAGCUAGGAAUAGAUGCUUUCAAAAACAUUAUUUUGCAAAAAGACCCAGAGUUUGUGUCAUAUUGUUUUCAAACUACUGAACAGGACAACAAUAUACCCUGCGAAACCAGUUCAACUUCAAACAGUUCACCUUCUACGGAGAUGCCAUUAUCGUCUUAAUUUCUUGAUUCGUUAUUGUCUGGCCUACUUUUAUCGGAAGCAAGACUAUGCGAUCGAAAUUCCGGCAAUGUCUCAAAAACUAUUUAUAUAUGGCAUUGAAACCUUGUAUGAUGGUUCAAAAGCUCAUUAAACUGUAGACUCACAAAGUCAGUUGAUAUCAAGUUAUGUGUAAUAAAGUUUAUUCUUUCUUCAUACUGACACUAAUAUUUUCCAAGAAAAACAUUUUCUCUCUAGGCUCAAUUCAACAGUCUCAACAGUUAGAGUCAGAGGUUAGAGAUGUAUUUUUUUCAGAAAGUGCUAUCACAGAGGAUUGAUUUAAUGGCAAAGUGCUUUACAUUUAAUGACUCUAACGAUUGAUGCUAGUCUAAUUAACCUACACCCACGGCGAGUCCUGGGCUUUCUGGUGACAUUGCACUUGAAAAAAUAGCAUUUUUUGUAUUUUUGACGCCUUUGAAAAUUCAUAAAAACGACAAUUUCUCUAAAAAAGCACGUUAUAUAUAUUGAUUUUAAACCUUGUAAACUCAUUUUACACUCCUGGUGUGAGUUCUGUGCCCCCUAGUGAUAUUGAACUUCUAGAAAUUAGCAUUUCUUUUAAAGGUUUUAUAACGCCUUUGAAAAUUCACAAAAACAUACCAUCUCAAAAACCAUUACAUAUAUUGCUUGAGACCUUAGUAGGAUGGCUCAAAAACUCAUGGUCAGUCUUGGGCCCCAUAGUGACCUUGACCUUGAUAAAAUUAACAUUAUUUCAGACUUUUUCGUCGCCAUUAAAAAUUCGCAAAAAUCACAAUUUCUCAAACACGUUACAUAUUUUGCUUUGAAACCUUGUAGAAUGGCUCAAGAAUAAUUUUACAUCCCUAUAGUGAGUUUCCCUAGUGACAUAGACCUUGGAGGAAUCAGCCUUUGGAAAUUAACAAAAAUAACAAUGUUUCAAAACAUUGUUACAGAUACAGCUUUGACACUUUGGAAGAUGUUUUUAAAACUCAUUUUGUAACUGUUUCAUGAGUCAAAGCUCAUGUCGGCGAAACACAUUCAGGCGGUGGCUUUGUUAUAACUGUAUUUAGUCAUAGUGUAAUAACAGGGGCUUCCGUAACCAAGGUCGGUGUAACACCCCGUUUGGAUGUUUUGUGCAGUUUGCAAGAUCCAUUACUCUAUGAUGAAUAACUUUUCCUUUUCUGAAGCAUAACUUGAAACGUACUGAAAACAUUUCAAUGAACAAUGAAUUAUAUGUAGAUAGCAGUCUCCAAUGAGAGCGAGUGCCGUGCAUUUGAGCCUUACCUCUAUUUUGAAAAGUUUUCAAAGUUUCGCGCCCUUCAUAGUUCGUUUUAUCUUAUUCCAAUAUAUCAAUGAAACAAAUUAAAGACAAAUACCAUUGAGAGGGCGUGUAGUACACUAGAACUAUAACUCUGUGUUAAAUAGUUUUCACAUAAACUCCUUUUUUGAACUUACUGUAAGUGUAUAUGAAAUCGCGGAGACAAAUUUUCGCGGAACGGUCCAAUUUGGGCAUCGUAGAAAUAUUCACGCAAUUUUUGAAUUCGUGGACACACAGGCCUAAAAUCACAAAUUCGCGCACGGCAAAAUAUCCACUCAAGUGAGGCUACUACAAGGGAUUUAACUCGCAUAAAACACAGACGAAUCGGGAAAAUGUCACGGAUCAGUCAUGGGUACAUAACGGUACAUAAUGAGUAUUAACUUGUAAUAUUGAAUAUGAGCAAAACUACGUCAUUAAUCUGUUUGUGAUUUGUUGUCAUUUGCCUAAAUUUACUCUUAGUAUACUUUUCCCAAAGCUUUUCAAUCAUUUUCAAUCAUUGUUAAAAUGUUCUGAAAGUGGUUGCUUGUUGAUAGCUCCGAUAAAACGCCGGACCACCUGCUUAGUCCGCAAAAAGCAAAAAAAAAAAACAACAAAAAAACAAAAACAACAACAACAAAGAGGAUAGCGAGAUUAUAAUAUUUGGGAAUAGUGGUGAUUACAUGUACUGUAUCGUUUUUAAUACACGUACUGUGACAUGUGUAUGUAUAUUAUGCUUGUUUUGAAUGCCGUAUUUGACACUCUUUAUUGUGCGUGUUUGCAAGUGUUUUGUUUGCAAAUGUUUGUUUAAACAGAACAAGAAACAACAAUUUCUUUUUCAAUAAAUUAAUAAAUUAAAAUAACUUUCAAGUUGUUUAUAGUUAUUAAAUACAUAAAAGUACAUGAAGGUACAAAUGUAUAAUGACAGGUUCAUGCAUACUUUACAGACUAAAUUGAGAUGGUUCAUAUUUGCGCGAAAAUAUGACUUUUCAGUAGAAAUUUGUGUAGAAUUAAUUGCGGUAAUCAUGAAUUCGCGGACUGCCGAACACCGCGAAUAUCGCGAAAAUUUGAAGCCCGCGAAUAUUUCUACACUUACAGUAGUUUUUCCUUGUUAAGAGCUUAACUUUAAAAGUAAUGAAGACAUUUCAAUGGAACUUGAAUUACAGGUACAUGUAUAUACUAGUGAGAGGGAAUAAAAUGCAUAAGUACCAUGAC
Mercenaria mercenaria is the source of this 6296-nucleotide messenger RNA. RefSeq lists its product as uncharacterized. The transcript is spliced from 5 exons. Gene Ontology annotation, molecular function: protein binding. The record is from RefSeq and is a predicted model, not a curated record. The coding region runs from base 41 to 3796 and encodes 1251 amino acids. NCBI's taxonomy places the organism in Eukaryota, Metazoa, Mollusca, Bivalvia, Venerida, Veneridae.